CAGGCCUAGACAUCUUAUUUUUUUGUUAAAGCACUGCAAUUUUUUUCAUUCCCCUUCCAAACUACCAAGGGUUGGGAAAUACCUUCACCAUGAAGCUUGCUCCAGCUCUGGUGGUGAUACUUCUCACCGUCUUCACGGCAGAGAGUACCAUCGCUGCAGGUGAUCCCUGUAUGACCUACACAGAGAUCUACGAGCCUCACCGCAGUACAGCUCAUGUCGUGACCGGGGGGUUCAGCUGUGACGUCGGGCUCCAGCCAGGAUGGUACCGGUUCACCGCGUACACCGGUGGGAAAAUGGCAGAAGAGUGUCAAGACACUGGGCACUGUGGCACCCGCACACCGAUUUGGUUAAAUGGAAUCCAUCCAGACAUAGCUGAUGGGAUCACUGAUAUGACGGCAUGCAUCAGCUAUGGCCUCAACUUGUGCUGUGUAACAGAGAUCUCUAUACAAGUGAAGAAAUGUCCCGAGGGUUUCUAUGUGUACAAUCUUGCUGCUCCAUAUGGUUGCGACAGCGGAUACUGUGUAGGAUCCAUUGCACCAUGUGGUCCGGAUGAAGCAUACAACUAUUUCCACAAACGAUGUGGAGAUAUAACACCCACCUUGACAGACAGACCUGUGCUUUACAACCCGAUCAUUGACGAACACUAUAGGGUUGUCUACAAGUGUGAAAUCAUGUACGGCACUCCGGGGGACAACGCUGAGUUUGAAGUGGCUUUCCUGUUCGAUGGAGAACUGUAUGAUGAUGUACCUAAUGAUACUGUAGUAAAUACUGGAAAUUCGCUGUACGCGAACUUAAAUGCCUGGCACCUUGGGGAAUUUAGAGAUCCUACUAACAAUCGACUUAUUUGGGAGUCGAAGAUGGGGAAGGAGAUUACCUGUGCGGUGCGAGCUAACUGGGAGGGGAGGGAAGAAAAGACUGACUGGAUCUCCAGUGAACCGAAAUGGGCAGGGAUUCAGAUUGCAACUCACCAUCUAAUCAAUCUACCCCAAGAGGAGGAAUCUUUCUAUGAGCUGACAUUCUACUCCACCGUGCCGUUUACUUGUUGGGGUGACAGGGACGCGGAUGGAAGUUGCAGUAUUGAAAUACCGUUUUGGCUGGGGGGUAACGGAGUAGCAACUUCAACAUGUAAAUUUGAAAUACAGGCCAACAAAUGGAGUGAUGACACACAGCGUGCAGAUGGGCAAAUAAUUAAAAUGAGAGCCGUAAAAGAUCAAGACCAGAGGAACCCUACUCAAACAAUGACAAUUAAUUUGGGAGCGCCCACAUAUCGUAAUCCCUUUUUUCACGAACAUGCGGGUUGGUUCGUACCUCAUAUGUUCAGUGGUUACACGCCUGAAGCCACAAUACAGGUACGAGUAGAAGAUGCUAGGGAAGGGCGAUGUACUUCUACUGGAGAUCCACAUAUCAGGACAUUCGACAAUGGACCUCAAGCGCACAACAUUGCCCAUGGGGAUUUCGUCUUGUAUGCAAGCACUGCAAGGGAGUUUGAGGUCCAGUCAAGACAUUGGACCUGUGGCUCUGCUGGUACUGUAACAUGCAACUGUGGCGUAGCUGUUCGAGAGGCUAAUGACAUCGUCAUCAUUGAUAUGUGCCAAUCACGAUAUGGGUACGCUCAUCCGACAGUCUCGUACAAAACAGCAACAGGAGGGCCGCUUUCUCACGCCGUGACUGUUGAGAGGGAUCCAACUGGCAAGAAGCACAAGGUAAGCAUGCCGUCAGGAGCGUACAUUGUAUCGGAUGCUCGUUUGACACACAUGCAGAUCACAGUUCACGCACCAGGAGCUGACUUUAGGAACACGGAGGGUCUGUGUGGAUAUUGGGACGGAGAUCCUAGUAAUGACCUGCGGAUGCGUGAUGGGAGUUUGUCACCGUCUCACACAUGGAGGGACUGGCACCACGAAUAUUCUGAGGAUUGGCGGGUCCGAGGUCCCAACUUUUUUCAUGACGACUGCUUUACCCCAACUGAUGAUCCAAUACCAAAUGUAGAGUAUUGUCAGUGCAUCAGUGGCAACAGCCUUGAGUGUGAUUUCAAAAAGCUUGUGAAGAGAAAUAAUGUAGGCAACAUUCAGACAGAGAUGACCCACGGUGGCGCCGAUGAUACCCUCCUCAGAGCUAGUGGAAACAUCCAGUGUGCCCGGAGAAGGAAAAGGGAUGUGGCUGACAUUCGACUUGAUCCUGAACUGUACACUGACGAUUUGAAUGAGCUUGGUGACUAUGACUAUGAUCCUCAACUUAACUUCCAACCUAUUGUCAAUGAUUGGCCAACGCCAAACUUUGGCAUAACAGAGGAUCAGGCAAGGGACAUCUGUCGAGAGGCUGUGACGAACCUUACAGUGGCUACGGCAUGUCGAGAUGUAGUCGGUAUAGACAUCUUUUCCAAAGUUGACACAUGUAUGGCUGAUAUACAGGUUACAGAGGAUAUAUCGUAUGCACUGUCAGCUGCAGAGGAGAUCGAAGAAGAGUGCUCGGCACGCGCAUAUCAAAAUACAAGUCUUUACGAGGUAAACGAGGAUGGGGUUGCCGUUCCACCGACAAUCAUCACUAGUCAGCUCUGUCCUCGUCAGUGCAGCCAGCGAGGUGAGUGUGUUAACGGGACCUGUCAGUGUAAGGAAGGCUACAUCUCGGCUGACUGUUCCAUGAAGGCUGGGAGAGCACCACAGGUGCUGUCUCUACCAGCAAAGGGCCUGUGUGACAUCCGGCAUCGCCCCUGUAUGAAGGCAGUUCUACUCGCUGACGGGCUGAUCGACUCAGAGAACUUAACCUGUCGGGUGACUCAAGUCCCGAUCCAUAAUGGGGUGCGGGAGGUCCAACAUGACACAACAGGACAGACGGAAGGCCGCAUGCUCAGCUCGGGUGAAGUCCGCUGCCAUCUGCCGAGAUCUCCUGUUGCACUAGGAACACCCGCGGAGAGAGAGGGAGCCGUCACACACGGGAUGAUGCUGUCUGUCAGUAACGAUGGGCAGAGGUUCAGCCAGGAGCUACUCUUCACCGUGUAUGACUCUGUCUGCCAGGAGUGUACUGACGGAGGCAACUGUUUCUGGAAGCCGAAUACCUGCAUCAUUCGGGGACACUGCUUUGCAAGUGGUGAGGCUGACCCUAACAACUGGUGCCAGCAGUGUCUGCCUCAGUUUUCUAACACCACCUGGACCGAGCGUCCAGUGAAUCAAGCUCCGCGUUUCAACUCCCCAUCAACCAUCACGAAGGUAGCAGGAGAAAAUCUCACCCUUACAAUCGGCGCAGUUGACCCAGAAGGUAGGCCCCUCACGCUCUCCCGAGACCCCGGUUCACCAAGUCCCGACGGCGUUCUGCUGCUGUCAAACGGGGAACUUUCUUGGCAUGGGCACGACUCUUCGCCCUUCAGCAUGCUAAUCACGAUAACUGACGAGUGUGGAGCUUCGUUCCAGCAAACUUUCCAGUUCCAGAUCAUGGAUUGUCCGUGUCAGCACAAUGGAGUUUGCAUCCCCGACGUCACCAAACCUAGAGGUCAGGGUUUCUACACCUGUGAAUGUCCCGGCUACACUGGGCAAUACUGUGAGACUGAGAUCGACGAGUGUGCGGCCAGCCCGUGUAAAAAUGGCACCUGCAUCGACCGUGUUAAUGGCUACAACUGUACAUGUGACGCCGGGUCUACGGGACCAAACUGCGGCAUCAAUAUUGACGACCUGUGCGCGCAGGGAGCCUGUCAUUCCGGGGUCAGCUGUAUCAACUUAGGCGGAGGAGAAGUCAGGUGUGGCAGGUGUCCAGCUGGGUACUUUGGCAAUGGAUAUAUUUGUGAAGAUAUUGACGAGUGCGCUGAUGCCCAGGCCUACGGAUGUCAUCACAUCUGUCAGAAUGUUCCCGGAAGUUAUCGCUGCACAUGUCAGCCAGGUUUUCUAUUGGUUGGACAAGACUGCAUUGAUCUCGACGAGUGCCUGGUCGGCAUUUCCGAAUGUUCUCACAUCUGCGUCAAUACAAACGGCAGCUAUACGUGUCUCUGCCCGCAGGAUUUGGUUCUUGGUCCCGAUGGAAAGGCAUGUAGAGAUGUUGAUGAGUGUCUGAGCACUCCUUGUAUGCAUGGAGGUCAAUGUCACAAUGGCGACAACCAGUUCACAUGUACCUGUCCUCGCGGGUGGAUUGGAGAAAUUUGUGAAGAAGACAUCAACGAAUGUGUGCUGACAAACCAUGGCUGUGAAUACCAGUGUACAAACACGCCUGGCGGGUAUGAAUGUGUCUGUCCAGAGGGACAUGUGGUGGCAGCGGAUGGUAAAUCUUGUGAAGCAGUGCCAAGUGAAGUGCUGACCACAGUCACCGCACAAGAAAUCACAGACUGCAGGAAGACCGGCUGCCCUGACAAGCAGACCCAGGAGUGUGUGGAGGCUAACGGCGUCCAUGUGUGUCAGUGUGUUGCGGGGUACUAUUUGGCAGAAGGCGGAACAUUGUGUAAAGAGUCCACGGCUUUCACUGGAGAGAUAACUCUGACAACAUUCAAUGGGAAUAAAGCUGUGUUCACUGCUGACGGGUUGGGGACCCCCGGCUCACGGGAGUUCAUUGAAAUGGCAACGCUACUGGAAGAGGCUCUCAAUACCAUACUCCAAUCCAGCAGCCUUCAGGAUAAGUUCCUAGGCUGCAAAGUGAAGACAUUCCGACAGGGAAGUGUCAUCGCUGAGUUCGAAAUCUACGUCGUGGAGGAUGCCGGGUUGUCUCCCUCUGACGUCAUGGACGCCAUCUUGAACGGCCUGUCCAACAACACGAUCAGUGGGACCAACGGGGUGAUCGUUGUCAUCCCAUCGUCUCUGCAAGUCUCUUCACAAGCCACCGAUGCUCCUGACCAGAUGUGGUACAACAACCCCAUGUACCUUACCCUGCUCUGUGUUGGCUGUGCUGUCCUGGUCACUACUCUGAUAGUGGGAGCUGUCUGCCUGCUGACCAGUCCUAAACGCCGCAGGAAGAUGGUCGUUAGGGACAGCAUGGCGGACAUGGGCAUGACAGACAUGACAGGAAAGGACCAAGGCAUUGACGGUCCUGCAACUGAAGAUGACAAAUACGAGUAAAAUAAUUGUCGACUGUUUAACCCCAUCCUUUUGUGACGUCACGCAAUACAGAUAGCACACGUGACUUUCUAUGUGUCAGGUUAGAAGUAGGAGAGUUUGUAAUGCCUCUGUAAGUAUGGUUGUAAUACCUCCAUAUAGUUUUUUUUAUUCCUCUUAAUUCUUAAAGAAAAUACCUUCAUGAAGGUAAUUUAUCAUCAUUUACCCAUGUCAUUGAAUAUGAAUAUUUGUCAAAAAUACACCACUAAAAUGUGGAACAGAAAUAAUGAUAACCUAGCAAUGCUUGUUAUCUUAAUUAGCCCUUGUCCUGCUGGCAGUUUUUAAAAAGUAUUUCCCCAUAAUUUCAUGUCUUAAUUAUGUCAUAGACCCAUAAUUUUUUUUGUCCUGCGGUGUGAUUCAUUGCACGAGAAAUACCACCAAUAAAUGGUACAGUAU
Molecule: messenger RNA, 5462 nt
Organism: Branchiostoma belcheri (Belcher's lancelet)
Lineage: Eukaryota; Metazoa; Chordata; Leptocardii; Amphioxiformes; Branchiostomatidae
Product: von Willebrand factor D and EGF domain-containing protein-like
Exons: 24
Coding region: 90-5030 (1646 amino acids)
Biological process (GO): establishment or maintenance of epithelial cell apical/basal polarity; heterophilic cell-cell adhesion
Cellular component (GO): plasma membrane; protein-containing complex
Molecular function (GO): calcium ion binding
Source: RefSeq, a predicted model, not a curated record